Pestalotiopsis fici W106-1 is the source of this 384-nucleotide messenger RNA. RefSeq names its product ribonucleoprotein-associated protein. Gene Ontology annotation, cellular component: small-subunit processome; box C/D methylation guide snoRNP complex; precatalytic spliceosome. Gene Ontology annotation, molecular function: RNA binding. The record is from RefSeq and is a predicted model, not a curated record. Lineage: Eukaryota; Fungi; Ascomycota; Sordariomycetes; Amphisphaeriales; Sporocadaceae. The transcript is spliced from 3 exons. The coding region runs from base 1 to 384 and encodes 127 amino acids. Gene Ontology annotation, biological process: ribosome biogenesis; maturation of SSU-rRNA; mRNA splicing, via spliceosome.
AUGUCUGACCAGAACCAAUCCGCUGCCUGGCCCUUGGCCGACGCUGCCCUGACCCAGGAGCUCCUCGACCUCGUCCAGCAGGCUUCGCACUACCGCCAGCUCAAGAAGGGUGCCAACGAGACCACCAAGACCCUCAACCGUGGUAUCUCCGAGGUCGUCAUCCUCGCUGCCGACACUCAGCCCCUCGCUAUCCUGCUGCACUUGCCUCUGCUUGCUGAGGACAAGAACGUUCCCUACGUCUUCGUCCCCUCCAAGAUUGCCCUUGGCCGUGCUACCGGUGUCUCCCGCAGCGUCAUUGCUGCCAGCAUCACCACCAACGAGGCCUCUGACCUGAUGACCCAAAUCCGCAGCAUCAAGGACAAGAUCGAGCGUCUUAUGAUCUAA